GCUGGGAGAAGCGGAGUGUUGGUGAGUGACGCGGCGGAGGUGUAGUUUGACGCGGUGUGUUACGUGGGGGAGAGAAUAAAACUCCAGCGAGAUCCGGGCCGCGAACGAAAGCAGUGACGGAGGAGCUUGUACCACCGGUAAUUUGUGGAUACUGUCCCAGUAGAACUUUUCUUGUUUUGAGGCAAACCAUUCAGAGACCCAAUUUUUCACUUCUUCGUACAUUUUGAAGUGCUGCUUAGAAAGUGUGUGUGCCGUCGAUGAGAACAAGUGAUAAUCUGAAGGAGCAAGGUCUGGUGAAUACAGGAGGUGGCUAAAUGACCAUGGAAUCUGGAGCAGAGAACCAGCAGAGUGGAGAUGCAGCUGUAACAGAAGCUGAAAACCAGCAAAUGACCGUUCAAGCCCAGCCACAGAUUGCCACAUUAGCCCAGGUAUCUAUGCCAGCAGCUCAUGCAACAUCAUCUGCUCCCACCGUAACAUUAGUACAGCUGCCCAAUGGGCAGACAGUUCAAGUCCAUGGAGUUAUUCAGGCGGCCCAGCCAUCAGUUAUUCAGUCUCCACAAGUCCAGACAGUUCAGUCUUCCUGUAAGGACUUAAAAAGACUUUUCUCCGGAACUCAGAUUUCAACUAUUGCAGAAAGUGAAGAUUCACAGGAGUCAGUGGAUAGUGUAACUGAUUCCCAAAAACGAAGAGAGAUUCUUUCAAGGAGGCCUUCCUACAGGAAAAUUUUGAAUGACUUAUCUUCUGAUGCACCAGGAGUGCCAAGAAUUGAAGAAGAGAAGUCUGAAGAGGAGACUUCAGCACCCGCCAUCACCACUGUAACGGUGCCAACGCCGAUUUACCAAACUAGCAGUGGACAGUAUAUUGCCAUUACCCAGGGAGGAGCAAUACAACUGGCUAACAAUGGUACCGAUGGGGUACAGGGCCUGCAAACAUUAACCAUGACCAAUGCAGCCGCCACUCAGCCGGGUACUACUAUUCUGCAGUAUGCACAGACCACUGAUGGACAGCAGAUCUUAGUGCCCAGCAACCAAGUUGUUGUUCAAGCGGCCUCUGGAGAUGUACAAACAUACCAGAUUCGCACAGCACCCACUAGCACCAUCGCCCCUGGAGUUGUUAUGGCAUCCUCUCCAGCGCUUCCUACACAGCCUGCUGAAGAAGCUGCACGAAAGAGAGAGGUUCGUCUGAUGAAGAACAGGGAAGCAGCACGAGAGUGUCGUAGAAAGAAGAAAGAAUAUGUGAAGUGUUUAGAAAACAGAGUGGCAGUGCUUGAAAACCAAAACAAGACACUGAUUGAGGAGCUAAAAGCACUUAAGGACCUUUACUGCCACAAAUCAGAUUAAUUUGGGAUUUAAAUCUCACCUGUUACAUUGGACAAAGAACUGGCUUGGCCACAACCAGAAAGACAAAAUAAACAUUUUAUUUUCUAAACAUUUCUUUUUUUCUAUGCGCAAAACUGCCUGAAAGCAACUACAGAAUUUCAUUCAUUUGUGCUUUUGCAUUAAACUGUGAAUGUUCCAACUCCUGCCUCCACUUCUCCCUUCAAGAAGUUUUCAGCACCAGGAAUCAUGAAGAGACUUCUGGAGUUCAUCCCCCAUCCUCCUUAAGAAGUAAUAAUUGAUUGACUUGUAAAUUGAUGGGGGAAAUGAGGAAAAGAAAAUUUUUUUAAUGAUUUCAAGGUUUGUGCCGAGCGCCUUGAUUGCCUUAGGGACAGAAUUACCCCAGCCUCUUGAGCUGAAGUAAUGUGUGGGCCACAUGCAUAAAGUAAGUAAGGUGCAAUGAAGUGAUUGCCAAAUUGACGUUUCCACAUUUUCAUUGUGAAUUAUGUAAAAUCAUUAAAAGAAAUACCCUCUAAAGAAUGGUGUUGAAGAAAGUAAGAAUGAAUUUGGAGUGCUUUCUAUGUACAAUUUCUUCAAUACUGAAAACGUCCUUGAUUCUUAAAAACAUUCUGUAUUAACUACAGCUCUUCCAUAGGGCAGUUGUUGCUUCUUAAUUUAGUUCUGUAUGUGUUCAGCAUUUUUGAAUACAUUAAAAGAAGUAACCAACUGAAUGAAAAGGCAUGGUAUUUUAAUUUUAAAUUAAAUUGAAAUAAAUGUAAGUACAAAUUUUGUUUUAGUUAGUACUAAAUUCUUAGUAAAAAGAUGCUCUACUCAAACCAGCCCUCUGAGUUAUAUAGCAAGGUUUUUAAAUAAAUGUUUUUGUCAUCGCCUUCAAAAAUAUUUAUAUUGUCACUCAUUUACUUAAAAACAAUUUCUAAUUAAACUGUUCCCAUUUGCACUUACAUUAUACCACCAAUAGGAAAGCCUUCAAAAUGUUAAGUAAAGCAAAGUGAUAUGUUUGUUUAUAAAAUGUGUUGUAGGAAAAUACUUAUUUUAAAUCUUUCCCGUAUUAACAUACUUUAACGGAAUAUCUCUACUGAAUUUUUUUAAUGAAGUUGUAAGAAUAUAGCUCUGAAAACUACACUAUUAGAUGUGACAAGGGAGGUAAUUUUCUUCAGACAUGUUUGAAUGACUGCUGUACUCUACAACAUUUAGAUUAUCAUUCUUGCUAAGUAUUUUUCUUCUUCUAAAAAGGAUAAUUAUGCUUUCAGUUUCCAGUAUGCUAUACUAGUAUAGUCUUUGUCACUCUGUAAAGGAGAUACCUGUUUUAACUCCUGACUGGAACAGUCUGUGCUUAUAUGUACCAUACAUUGUUUCCAAUGCUUUUUGUUAAUUACUCAUUUUAUCACUAAGCCUGAUAAAUCUAAAAAUUAUUCUUUAAUAGAAAAAUAAGACUAAUAAAAGAAAAAUAAAACUAAGGUGGAUUUUAAAAAUUGGAGACUGACAUAAUGUUAGAUAUAAUUUCUCAUUUGAGGUUAUUUCUUUUAGAAGAGAGUCAAGAAAAUUAAUAUUUUAUGUUUAGUUAUGAGUUAUUUUUUAAAGUUUACUUUGUUAAUGUGUUAAAAUAUGCAGAUGGGUGUUAAUUAUUGGGUCAAUUUUUUUUAAAGAAAAAUUUUUAAUUAAUAUUUGUAAAAGGUAUAUUUCUGUUUGUAACAAACCACUGCCUUUUUUCAAGGAUGAACAGAGUUUAUGAAGGAGCAUCAUUCUAAGAAUGGAGUGAUGUAGUAUAUUUGGACAAUAUACCAGAUGCUCAACAAGGCUUUCAAACAACUGUAAAGAUUGAUGUUUAUCCUGCUGAGCUAUUGGGGAAUGUUAUAGUAUAAAAAUUAUUUGUAUACCAGUAUAGAGAUGUCAUUUUUCAAAACUGGUUUAACAGAAACCAAGCAAAAUCGCAAAUUUGUUCACCAACUAGAAUUCUUUCGUAAUUAGUCAAAGUGAACAUUUUGAAUGUUAUAAGCUUUAUAAAUGAAAAUUGCCUAGUAUUUAGCAAGUUAUAAAUGAAAGCUACACAUUUUUCAAAAGUUAGGGCUUUCUAUUUAAUAAGAAAUUUGGUGGUCCUCUUAGUCCCUGAUGAAUCAAGGCAAUCACUUCCAUAUUAACUGGUUGGAUUUUUAAGUUAUAAAGACCAGGUCCUUUGUACCUUGAGGAUGAUUGCACUGGUUUGAAGGUAGUUACUUAAAUGGUGAGAUAACAAAUGUAUUCUGUUGCUAAUUCUGUUUUAGACCCUUGGAGAGACUUGAAGAUUUCAGUUUAUAGAAAUUAGGCAUCUUUUGUGCAGACCUUUUUUUUUAAACAAGAAUUGGGGGAAAGGUUAGUUUUUAUGCAUGCAACUUUGAGAAUUUUUAUUAAGAAAAUGACAUAAUGAAAAAAAAAAUUGUAGCCAAGAACAUAAAUGGCCAUGUUACCAGUAAUAAUUGUUUUUUUCUCUUCAUAUUGGCCAAAAGGGAAUGAAAAUGUUAUCAUAGGAAUUUGUACAUAUGCUACUGAUUUGCCUAGAAAAUAGUUUGGUAUCACUUUGCAAACAUAGGGCCAUGUGGCACUUUUAUCUAUAGGACAGAUGAAUAGAGAUGAAGUGGAUGGGUUUAUUUUUGAUAUUACUCUUAUUAGUUUUCAAGCUUUGAUAGUGUUUAACUGAAAAGUGGUUUAGAAAGGGCUAGAUCCAAUGUGUUCACAUUAAAAAAUUGAUAUCAGAUGUAAUUUUAAGUUCAUUUUUUUCAAACUCAAGUACCAUAUUGGCAACCAUAAUACUGUCAUGGGUGCUGUGUUCUUUAGAUAUUCUUGGGGGGGAAUGGCAUUUGUAUGAUAUAUGUGUACAUAUAUAUAUAUAUACAUACAGUAUAUAAUCUGAAGCUCUGAGAGCUCUUAAGUCAGGAAUGCCGAGUAUUAUAGUAUAUUGAAAUUAGGUGAAAUUUUACAUUUUUGCGUGUUCUAUUGCAUACCUUUUGGUAGUUUCUUGGACUGCAUUACUCCAGCACUCAUGAUUGAUUUUUGUCUUCUAAUUUUCUUCCAAGUGUUUUUUUUUUUUAAUUAUUAUUAUUGUUCGUUUUCUUUGGCUUGAUACUUUUAAACAUGUUACUAGUCACUUGAAAACUCCCUCCACCCAGAGUAUUUGGUUUUUAUCUUUGUCUCUGGCAGCUACAACAGUGGUUAAGAACAUUUAAAGAUAGCUUCUAGGAGGUACCGCUCCUAUUUCAGAAAUCAUCCUGGGGGAGGAGUUUUGGUCUUUUCAUUUGAGCAGGGAUUUGUCAGGAUGUGUGUUUUGAUGGAAGGUCAAUAGCAGUGCUAGUAUCUGAAAGCACAAUGCCAGCCAGGCAGGCUGUCCAAUCAGAAGUCAUCUGGCUGAAGUUUAUCUCUGGCUCUCAGGCCUUAUCCCUACUAUCAUUUUGACCAUUUGGGUGACAUGUGGAAUCAUACAAAGGCUUGGGAAGAAACAAGUUUGUUUAAACCAGGAUGCUUUUCCUUACUUGAAGUGACUUCAAUCUAGACUUCUUCUUUUCAUUUUUAUUGUUUUAAAUUCUGUGAUCAGCUACAGUCAGCAUAAAUUCGUCUCUUUAUUUUGAAGAUAAAAAAGGCUGCUUCAUUUUGCAGGAUUAAAUAAAGCUUUUAUCUUAAAGAUUUUUUUCAUUAAAGUGUGUUUUAGAAAGUGACUAUAUACAUUUUUAGUUAUUUUCAAAAGGCUUUAUUUUAUUGCCUUUGUAGCCCUGAAGACUGUUGGUAUAUUGUUUCCCAUUGAUUUAAUACAAAAGUUGUAUAUUUGUUUGGAUUAUAUUUACAUUAUAUUCUUUGUAAAUGUUUGGUGUAACUUGCACUUUUAAAAAUUACCCGGUUUGGGUAUUAUCAACUUGAGAAAUUCCCUCAUCAAUUAAUUGUCAACUGACUUUUUAUGUGUUUCUCCUUUCUUCAAAUAAUGGGACAUUUUUUAAAUGAAAACUUUUCAUUGAUUAAAAUAUUGUAGCACCUACAGUCUAGCCUUAUAGUUGUAAAAGAAAAAUACCAGUAAAUUAGAUCUAGCCCCAUUAAUUAGAAGAUGCGGCCUGAACCCUUAUUCGGUUUCAUCUUGGAUAAAGGUAGAAAGAAAAGCAACUCAAGUGAAUAAAUAUUUCCAAUUUUAAAUGAGUGUCUUAUCCUCACCCCAACAUUAAUACUAUUUAUAGGAUGCCAAGAUAUCCAUGGAUUUGUCCAGAAUGGUAAAAGAAUUUUCAAGGCAAUUAUUGUCAUAGUGGAGACCACAUGUAAUCAUUUGAGUAAAUUUAUUUCUCUUAAAAUUGGCCUGGUUAACAUUAAAGAGAUGCUGCUUAAAUUUGACUGAUUUCAGAUGAGGAGGGAGAAGGAAUUUCUUGGUAAGCCUUUAGAUCAGCGGUUCUCAACCUGUGGGUCGCGAACCCUUUGGGGGUCGAACGACCCGUUCACAGGGGUCGCCUAAGACCAUCGGAAAACACAUGUAUAAUUACAUAUUGUUUUUGUGAUUAAUCACUAUGCUUUAAUUAUGUUAAAUUUGUAACAAUGAGAUUGGGGGUCACCACAACAUGAGGAACUGUAUUAAAGGGUCGCGGCAUUAGGAAGGUUGAGAACCACUGCUUUAGAUGAAGAGCUGUGGGAUAAAAUUUGCUCACUCCGUUGUACAAAGCACAACCAGAACUUGUGAGUGGCUUACUUGAAGUGACUUCAUACAUCUUGAAUACUUUUAAUGUUGAUGUGUUGACUUUUUUAAGUUGACUGCACAGUCACUGUAUGUACUAGGAACUGGUUUCCUUGACUUUCUAGAAUCAUUGGCUAAGAGAGGCACUAAUCCCUGCGGGGUUGAACAUAUCCUGAAGCUGAGUCAGUAUGGAAGAAUUUAAAAUAAAUCAAACAGGGUGCUGCAGUUCCAUCUGUCUCAGGCUCACGGUAAGUUCUUACUGAUUAGUGAAUGUAGCUUAAGCCUUUGUCUGUGUCCUCAGGGGCAGACUUCAAGAGGGACCAGAUAACGUUUGAAUGGAGGGAUUAUAUUUCAGGUGUUUUAGCUUGAAAUUUAUUUUUUAAAAAAAUAAAAAUGGGGGGGGGGGGGUAAUAGAACAAAGCCUGUGAAGCAAAAUUGAUAUUAUAAAACAGGCAGAGUUGUUUAGCACAGAGAAAAUAUUGACCUGUCUGCAUUCUGGUACUGUGGGUGCAGGUCCUAGCUUGGUAUAACGAUACAUUUUUAAUUCUCACCAGCAAGGAAAAGGAAAAGGAACAGUCUUCAGAAAAUGUCUGCAAAGGGUCAAGCAGUAGAAAAUUCGAAUGUUACCGACUUUAUACAGGCAUUAUUUAAUGCUUGCCUACAGAAGUAUAGCAUUUCCAAGCUUCUGUCUGAGAAGCAUUUCAGAGAUGUGAAAGUAAAUCUGAGGUAGUUGAAAAAUUGGUAAGGACAGGAGAAAAUCCCUGCAGAUACGAUCUUACGUUAGUUGGCCAAGUGAAAUGAUCUAGCAUUGUGUUUGGGAGGUUUUAUUUUCUUACGUUUUUAAAAUUGAAUUGGUAAAUACUUUAUAGGCGUAUUUUUAUCCAGGUGCCACUCCAAUUUGUGUGUGUAAUAAAAUUAUUUAUAUUAAAAGUGGGAAAUAAUUUGUCAACAUUUUUCUGUGAGUAUAGAUUAGGGGUGGCAAAGAAGAGUGCUAGUUAGCAGUUUUCCAAUGUAAAGUUGUCCCUAACUGAUUUGUCCACAUGUUGGUUAUCAUCCCCACCCAAAAAAGGAAUUAUCCUAACCUGGAUGUAUCACUUGAAAAUUUUUAGAAACAAUAAUCAGGGAAGUUUCUAGAGAGUGUUUGCUUUUUUUGGUUUUCCUUUGAGGACUGGGGUAACAAAUACCUCCCCCAAAAAUUAUCAGCACAAAACAGGGUAUUGAUUUUCAACUCUGAUCUUGCUAUUGGAGUUGAAUACUAAAGAACUAUAAUGAGGAAAAUACAUUUCUAAUACAAUUUCCAACAUUCUAGAAACAUCCCUGUUUUAAUUUUUUUACUUAAAUCUUUUUGUGCUUUAUCUGUAAAGAAAUAAAAUGUACUGAAUUAUAAAGCAUUUUAUUAACACUAUGUACAUAGCUGCUUUGUGUUCAGAAUGGUAGCAUUGCUUUGUAUAUUAAAGUGAUCCUUGUGAAUUUGUGAAA
Myotis daubentonii (Daubenton's bat) is the source of this 7494-nucleotide messenger RNA. RefSeq names its product cAMP responsive element binding protein 1 (gene CREB1). Gene Ontology annotation, cellular component: nucleus; ATF4-CREB1 transcription factor complex. NCBI's taxonomy places the organism in Eukaryota, Metazoa, Chordata, Mammalia, Chiroptera, Vespertilionidae. The record is from RefSeq and is a predicted model, not a curated record. Gene Ontology annotation, biological process: regulation of transcription by RNA polymerase II. Gene Ontology annotation, molecular function: protein binding; DNA-binding transcription factor activity, RNA polymerase II-specific; cAMP response element binding.